UUUUUUUUUGUUUUUUUCUUGCAGGUGACAAUGCGGGAUCACACGUCUGGUGCUAAUGUGGAGGAGCUGCUGAGGCAGUCGCAGAUGGAGUUGCAGUGGAUCCAGAGACAGCUGGCCAUGAUCGCUGCCAGAAACGUACACCAUCAUCACCUGCACACCAAGGGCAAGUCAAGGUAUGAGGUUCCAUCUCAGCAACCGACAGGCCUCUCAGCGUACAAUGUGAACCGCUUUCGACUCCUGGAGGAGAGAAACCGAUCUCUGAAGCUUGAAGUAGCCACGCUUCGCCAAGAAAAACAGCACUAUAGGAAAUUGAGAGCAAAGCUCCAUGCUGCCCUGCAGGAGAAAAACCGCUUGAACCUCGAGCUGAUCAACCACCAGCUGAAGGCAUCUAAAUAUGAGCAGGUGCGAUCAGAUUAUGAUCAGCUGAGACUAACCCUUGCUGUAGUGAGCCAGGAGAGGAGCCAGCUCCAGGGACAAGUGGAGAGCCUGGAACAGCUCUUAAAGCAUAUGCAUGAGGCUGUCGAGCUGAAGCAGCAGCUGCAGAUAGAGCAUGAGCAAGCCUUGGUGGCCCUUCAUACCAAGCAGAAGGAGAUCAAUCAACUACAAAAGGCUCGGGUGCAAGCUGACCAAGAGCAUGAGGAAGCAGUGCAGUUGUUAGAGGUCAAGGUUUGUGACCUGGAGCAGAGAUGCAGGUCACAGAGUGAACACUUCCGCCAGCUGUCCAAAGAGCUGCUGAAUUUCCGUUUGCAGUCAGAUACUGUAGACAUCCGUAAAUUCAAUCCCAACUCCACGCUCCAAUUCCCAAUUUCACCAGAAAAGAAACUCUCACAGGCCGUCGUUGGAUUUGAAGCCCGACCAGAAUCAGGCAAUGAGAACACGGCACACACGCCGCUGCUGAUCUCCCAGUUCUUUCCCUGCUUGCCGGAGACUGGACACCGGCAACAACCACAGUUGCUGUGCGUCAAAUCUUAUACUGUGACAACAGGCCGUCCCAGCAGCCCUCGACCGCUGACCUCAUCAGAGGUGGGUCAGAUUGACACCACAGCACGAAAUAUGGAGGAUGAGGCCGCCCCAUCACCCAGGUCCAAGCCUCGCUAUACAGGCCAGGUCCGUCUUUGCACUGCCCGCUACAGUUAUAACCCUUACGAUGGACCAAACGAGCAUCCUGAAGCAGAACUCCCGCUUGUUGCUGGGAAGUAUCUGUACGUUUAUGGAAACAUGGAUGAUGAUGGCUUCUAUGAAGGGGAGCUGCUGGAUGGCCAGCGGGGACUUGUUCCCUCCAACUUUGUGGAAUUUGUCCAGGACAAGGAGAAACCAGCGAUUCAGUCAGGGGAGGGAGGAGACAACAUGGGCCCACUGGACCACACACCCUUAGCCUUGAUGGCGAUAGAUGGAGGGGCCUCCCAGGAUGGCCAUCUCGGCUCAGCAAAUGCCUUGGUUCCCUGUAGCAAUGGGACAGGGGGGCCCAUGGAUCCUGAUGACCUGGCUGAAGAUGCUGUGCCUUAUCCCCGAAAGAUCAACUUAAUCAAGCAACUGGCACGAAGUGUUAUUGUGGCCUGGGAGCCUCCGAUAGUGCCUUUGGGCUGGGGGAACAUCUCUGGCUACAACGUGUUAGUAGACGGUGAACUCCGCGCCAGUAUACAGUACGGCGGCCGGUCCAAGUGUUUGCUGGAGAAGCUGGACCUGGACGGCUGCGUUCACCGCGUCUCCGUGCAGUGUGCCACCGACCGGGGCCUGUCAGACGAACUGCGGUGCACUCUGCUGGUGGGGGCCAAUGUGGUUGUGGCGCCAUGUGGUCUGCGGGUGGACGACAUCCAGCGUGACACUGCUGAGCUCUCCUGGUUGCCUAGCAACAGCAAUUACGGUCACACUGUGUUCCUGGAUGGAGUAGAGCAUGCGGUAGUAAAGCCGGGGAGGUAUAGACUACGCUUUCAUAACCUGACGCCCCUGACGGUGUACAAAGUGACGGUGGUGGCGCAGCCACACCAGGUGCCAUGGCAACUGCCGCUGGAACAGAGAGAGAGGAAAGAAGCCGGUGUGGAGUUCUGCACUCAAGCUGCAGGUCCAACACCAUAUUGCAGAACAGGCCCUCCCCUGCCUCCCCUUGACGUGCGGGUGCUCUGUGGGCAGGCUCCGGGGGUCCUACAGGUCUGCUGGAAGCCUCCAAUCCUCUCUCCCACUGGCACUUCUAAUGGAGCUAAUGUCAUUGGUUAUGCAGUAUGCACUAAAGGACAGAGGAUAGCUGAGGUGUUGUACCCAAUGGCAGACUAUGUUACCGUUGAGCUAACAAGGAUUCAGUGCCUGGAAGCCAGAGAGGUCAUUGUCAGGACGCUGUCAGUACAGGGAGAAUCCCAGGACUCCCAAGUCGCUUUUAUUCCAAACAACCUGCUUGUGCCUCUACCUCCGAUUCCCCUGCCCCCACCGCCAAUGCACCCGCACACAGGCCCCCCUCCACACCCCCAUGUGCAACCCCAACUCCAAUCCCCUCACCUUCCCCAUGCCAUGCCCCAACUUCCUGCUCCACCCCAGGUACACGGACAACCACUCCCACAGCAUCCUCUGCACCCACAGCAUCCUCCACACCCACAGCAGCCCCCACACCCACAGCAGCACCCACACCCACAGCAGCCCCCACACCCACAGCAGCCCCCGCACCCACAGCAGCCCCCGCACCCACAGCAGCCCCCACACCCACAGCAUCCUCCGCACCCACAACAGCCCCCACACCCACAACAGCCCCCACACCCACAGCAUCCUCCGCACCCACAGCAUCCUCCGCACCCACAGCAGCCUCCACACCCACAGCAUCCCCCACACCCUCAACCCCACCCCAGACCACCCCAUCCAGGUGGACCUCCGCAACCCCAGCUUCGACCUCCACAUCCCCAGCCGCUACAUCUCCAGCCUCGUCCACCCCACCAAGGCCCCAGGCCCCAGCAUCAACUGCCUCUGCUGCCCCACCCCCAACCCCACCCUGUACCUCAGAGACCAGUAAGUGCCAGAGACCUGGAUGCCAAAGAGCAUGCGGCCCACCACGGAGGAGGCCUUCCACCUGGCCAGCCCGGUUGGGACCCCAAACGCUCGCCCUCCUCCCAGCCUCCCGUGCCCAUGCAAGGCCACACCCUUGAGGCCCCUCCAUCCGACAAUCCACGUUCGCCCUCCCCCCAGAGGAUUCUCCCGCAGCCCAGAGGCACACUGAUCCCAGACACCGUGGCCAAAGCUAUCGCCCGAGAAGCAGCGCAGAGGGUCGCGGCGGAAAGUGGCAAGGGGGACAGGAGACAGGGCAGAUAUGGAGAGCAGGGUCAUUCAUUUUACCAGCACCACUCUGAUGAGGAAGAGGAAGACGAGGAAGGGUUUGCACGCGGCCGCCGGAGAGGACCCUCAGUCGACGAGUUCCUCAGAGGCUCCGAGCUGGGGAGGCCGCCUAACUAUAGUCACAAUGAAGACUAUCACAGCGAGAGCAGCCGGGGCUCAGACCUGUCUGACAUCAUGGAAGAGGAUGAGGAGGAGCUGUACUCUGAGAUGCAGCUGGAAGAGGGACGUCGACGCAACUCGCACAACACAGCCAAGACAAACACUCCCGGUGGAGGAGGUCAUAACCGCGAGACAGGUAGAAGAAUUCAUCACGGUGGUCCCCAACCCCAGAGACGAUCUCUAAUGGUCCCGUCUAUUGAGGUAACUUCUGAGAAUAACAGUGAGGGAAACCUCUCCCCCAUCAACGAGGAUGUUUACUAUGGCAAAGUAGCUCGGCACAGGACACGGUCGUCUCGCAGGCACAUGGGUGGCUUCAGGUCUCCCCAUGACGGAUACAGAGAUCGGGAUCGCCGCUCCCCCACGUACUACGAUGAGUCAGAGACUGACGAGUCCUUUAGGAUCUUUGUGGCCCUCUUUGACUACGACCCCCUGUCCAUGUCUCCAAAUCCAGAUGCCGCUGAUGAGGAGUUGCCCUUCAAAGAGGGGCAGAUCAUUAGGGUGUAUGGUGACAAAGACACAGAUGGGUUUUACAGAGGAGAAGUGAGGGGCCGGAUGGGGCUCAUCCCCUGUAACAUGGUGUCAGAGAUUCGAGCGGAGGACGAGGAGACCAUGGACCAGCUCAUCAAGCAGGGCUUCCUGCCUCUCAGCACACCCGUGGACAGAAUAGAGCAUAACAAAAGGGGCCUCCGUCGAGAUCAGGCCUCGAGGAGGAUGGUGGCUCUGUACGACUACGACCCUCGGGAGAGUUCUCCUAAUGUUGAUGUUGAGGCCGAGCUCACCUUCUGCGCCGGUGACAUCAUGGCUGUGUUUGGUGAUAUCGACGAGGACGGCUUCUAUUAUGGUGAGAUCAAUGGCCACCGUGGCCUGGUUCCCUCUAACUUCCUGGAAGAAGUGCCUGAUGAUGUGGAGGUGUAUCUGACCGAUAAGCCGUCCCACUACCCCCAGGAGGAGCCCGGCAACCGGCCCCCUGCCAACUCUGCCGCCGCCGUCUCGGAGGGCAAACGGGUCGCCACGGAAACGUCGGACGAGGCCGACCACAACGCCACCCCCGUCCGCGCCCCGUCCCCGAUUGUUCGCCCCCUUCUGCCGGGCACCAUGAGGCCCCUCAGCCCCACCAGGGGCCCCCACAUCCCGCUGGACCCCCGCGACCCUCACAACCUGGCGAACAAGAAGAAGAAAGGACUCCUCUCCAAGGGGAAGAAGCUGCUGAAGAGGCUUUCCCCCGUGAAAUAAGCAACAAAACAAAAAAAGCAUAUACUGUAUAUGUACAAUAUGUGCACAUGCCAGGCUCUGUAUAUUGCAUCCAUACAAUCAACUCUGAGAGGACGUGAGCGCCGUCUCAUGGACUAUAUUUGAGCCUAUUUAAGUAUAACCAGUGACUUAAUUAUUCAUGUUUCACUAGAGGAAUACGAAUCAACAAAAAUAUGUACAGUGCAGUGCCAAAAUCAAGAGAAGGAACGAGAAUAUAUAUAUUACUGUGAUGUAUUUUAAAUCAACAGAAGAAAAAAAAGAGAAAAAAAACCCAACUAGGAUUUUCAUGACAUGUAUUUAUUUUCCUUUAUCAUUAGUCAAAGAAACCUUUUAUUUACAUUUAUUUCAAGCAGGGUAGCUGUGAAAACAAAGCAUCUGGUUACAUCUAAUGUUUCCAACAGGCUUUUCUCAGCCAGGAUAGAAUUUGAAAAAUCUAUUUUUUUUUUUUCCUGGAGUGUAUGG
This is a messenger RNA of Solea solea (common sole), 5187 nucleotides long. RefSeq names its product RIMS-binding protein 2-like. The coding region runs from base 31 to 4707 and encodes 1558 amino acids. Lineage: Eukaryota; Metazoa; Chordata; Actinopteri; Pleuronectiformes; Soleidae. Gene Ontology annotation, biological process: neuromuscular synaptic transmission. The record is from RefSeq and is a predicted model, not a curated record. The transcript is spliced from 24 exons. Gene Ontology annotation, molecular function: protein binding.